CCUAGGUAAACAGGUGUAAGCAGCUUCACAUGCAUCCCAGGCCCAACACCGACCGACAGUGUACAUAUUAAACACUUGUGUCUUCCAAUAUUUCCCCUACAACUUAUCCAAACUCUCUCAUUCCCUGGACAUUUCCACCCUCCUUUAUCGCCCUAUCCCUCGCUUCAAGCAACACAUUUGCAAAAAUGGCUGCCCCGCCUUCCAAGACGAUGAAGUCGUUCGAUGGAAAGUGGCAGAUGAACAAGACCCUCGGCGAUAACCCGGACCCCGUGCUCUCCCUCCAAGGCAUCGGCUGGAUCCUCCGCAAGACCAUCGGCAGCGCAACCAUCACCCAACACAUCAAGACCUCGACCACUCCCUCGGGCGCCACGCACAUCCAGAUCGACCAAACCCUCACCGCGGGCCUCAAGGGCACGAGCGAGAGCCGCGAGCUCGACUGGACGUACCGCCCGCACUCGGACUGGCUCUUCGGCGACGUCAAGGGCCGCUCGCGCUGGUCCUCGCUGAGCAAAGUCGUCGAGGAGGCGGCGACGACGGGUAAAGGGGAGGCGGCUGAUCUCGAGGCCGAUGCGAAGUUCCUCGUCGAGGGGUGGUUACCUGAGUCUGCCGAGGGCGAGAAUGUGGUUGAGAGUUUUGUCGAGAAUGAGGCUGCGGGGUGGACGGCGUGGCAGGUGUGGGGGUUUGCCGAUGUGGAUGGCAAGGGCAGGUUUCAUGUUAGGAGGGUGGUUGUCCGGAAGGGGAGUAAGGUGGAGAGGAUUAGGUUGGUGUAUGACUACGUUGGCGAGCUGGAGGGUUAGGUGGUGGGUGUUUGGAACGGGGGAUCUGAGCUGAGAUGUUUGUUUUGGGUACACAGUGGAGUGGUUUGCUUGAGUGCGAGUAUAUCCAGUGAGCAUGUACUGUUGUUGAUUUUGGAGCG
Molecule: messenger RNA, 916 nt
Organism: Westerdykella ornata
Lineage: Eukaryota; Fungi; Ascomycota; Dothideomycetes; Pleosporales; Sporormiaceae
Exons: 2
Coding region: 186-797 (203 amino acids)
Source: RefSeq, a predicted model, not a curated record